GGUGUGACGCGUACACAUACACAAGUAAUUUUACGUCGUUGGGAUGCGCACAUCUUGCAAGAUAAAAAAAGAGUAGGAACAUGUCUCCAGACACUGAGUCUAGCAACUCAAGACGGGCGUAACCUUCAUCCAAUGUCGCAUUCAUAAGUGGACACUAUCGGUAGUAAAUAAUACUGCCAUGGCCACGGUGAAAUGAAAAAAAAAGAAGAAGAAGAAGAAUACAAAAUAAGUAACGAAAAAUCGUAGUGCCUCUAUGGUGAGCUGGCCAUAGUGCCUCCUCCUCGUGCUAUGGCGGAGUAUGAUGUUGAUGUCAUGAGCUAUGAGGGCUAGGACGAGGUAAGCGACGGAGGCACCCUCGAGAUCCAGUAUUGCGCGCUAUCGUGUAGUAUUUAGAGCAUUACAGGGAACGGAGUCAUCAAAACGAAAACAAAAAAAUGAAAAGUCACUCAAAUGUCAUCGCACAACAGGAAUAGCCCUUACCCGAAUUCAAUACCGGACGAUAAAUUCGUUUCCGUUUCUGUUUCCGGUAACGGAGGAUCGUGGUAUGCGUUUCCGUUUCCGUUAUCGUUACUAUCUCCAAUUUCCGUAAUAUACCGUUUCCGUUAUCAUUACCGUUACCCUUCCCUGGGUAGGACUGCGGAUAAUUUCGACCACCUGGGGUUCUGUCGACGUGCGCUGGAAAUCUUCUCACCAAUCGUAGCUUGUAACCAUUUAGCUUAGCCUUGGCCAUUCUCCCUUGGUGCAUAACAGCUAGCGUCUGAGGUCUGCGAAGAAGAAGAAUGCAGGCUGCGUCGCAAAACACGAGCAUAUCGCUUCGGGGCUCGUGUGCAACCAUAGCGAACACAUAUCUGAUCUGCUUUGCCCCUUCUUUCUACGAGCGCCAAUCCGGACAUAUUUCUUCUCCAUCUGCUUCACCCAGCCAUGUCACCGAGCAAGAGGCAUCGAAAAGACCCCAGCAUCACGACACCAUCACGACACCGUCACGACACCAUCACGAGCUUCCACACCACCGAAACCUUAACCGCUCGCAGCGUACAGUCUACGACAGGGUCACAUUCGUUGUCACCGCACCUCUUCACACCAUUAACGUACGGCGCCCAUCCCAAAUACAAGAUGGAGACUAGUUAUCCAACACCAGUCGAGCAGUUUCCGCCGGAUAUAUACAGCUGCGGGACCGAAACAUCCAGGGAUGGUCCAGAAGCGACACGUUCCACGGCGAUGUCGGGGCUGUCGUCAGCUAAGCCCCGUCGAUCUCGAAGCGAAGGGAGGCCUGUCGAUUUACGUGAACGCUCUUCCAGCAGUUUAAGACCGAAAUGGCUGCCGAAGACGUUCGUUCCAGGAGAGAGCCGACGGUCUCGAAGACCGCUGUCGUUCAAACAGUCUGACAAUGAGGAACCUACCAGUGGAAAUGUAGCGGAGGUGACGGUGUUCACGGGUUGCCACGGACCAUAUCAGCAGGCGACGUUCAGGUUUGGACUUCUGGCUGCUUUCGUGCUGCCUCUUCAAGCGAUGGUGCCGCAGAUUCUCAUGUCCGAGACGGAUCACUGGUGUGCACCGCAUUCGAGGAAUAUGUCAGCAGAGCUAUGGAAGGAACAGAUGAUACCGAAGGACAUAGACGGAAAAUACAGCAAGUGUGAGAUGUACAGCGAACUCCCCAAUGGGACAGUGAAGAAAGUGCCUUGCAAGGACUGGGUCUACGCCAAGAAUCCUUACGGAUACACUCUCGUCCAGGAGUGGAACUUGGUUUGCGACAGGGCCUGGCUUCUGGUUCUCAGCUCGUCCAUAUUCUUGGUGGGAGGACUCACCAGUCUCGUUAUAUCAGGACCAGCGUCAGACAAGCUUGGCCGGAAGCCGGUGGCCCUGUUCUCGCUCAUUUUCAGUCAAGUGUGCUCCAUUGUGAUAGUCUUCUGCACAGACGUCUACGUCUUCAUCGUGCUCCGGUUUUUCCUCGGCGCUGCCCUCACUACACUCUAUGCCACCAGCGUUAUCAUCAUACUGGAAGUGUUGGCUCCAGGCCUGCGUAGCAUUUACGGCAUCGCGGUACUUCUAGGCUACGUGGUGGGCGACGCCGCGAGCACCUGCCUCUCAUUGAUCGGUUUCAACUGGCACAUCCAACAGCAAAUCGGCUUAGUGCCCACGUUUAUGAUGAUUUCUAGCUUCUACAGCCUGACGGAAUCCCCGAGGUGGUUGAUAGCGGUGGGACGCGCCGAUGAUGCAGAAGUUGUCAUCUUGCAUGCCGCGCACAUGAACGGCCAGAACCUCAUGGACGUCCGGAGGCAAUGGAGCUGGUCUAAGAAGCAGAUCACUAGGGGGACGGACCGCGGCGUAAGCCUCCGCAUUGUCAAGGAGGUUGUACUAGAAAAUGCCGUGAAUGUCGCCAUACUGUACUACUGCUGGGGAGCCUUGUCUCUCGCGUAUUACACCAUCACCUUGCGUAUUCGUCGACUGGACAAGUUUCAAGGCAUCUUCGUCCUUGUGGCCGGCCUGCUAGAAGUGCCCGCCCUGCUGGGGACAAUCGUCGCUGUGGCCAGGAUCGGGAGACGUUGGUCCUUGGCCGCUGCGCUCUGGUGCACAGGGUGUGCUCACAUUGUGGCAGUUGGGAUCACCGAAGCGAAUCUAGUUGGUGGAUCAGCCUUGACGAUACUGGCCAACAUGUUCGUGGCGGCUGCAGGGGGAGUCAUUUGGCUGUACACCGCUGAGCUGUGGCCAACAGUGCUGAGAAAUACGGGUCUAGCCUACGGCUACGCUUUCUCCAGGAUAUGCAGCGCUAUUGGCGUCCUGGCAUCCGAUGCAGAGGAACCAAACAGCUGGCUCCCUACAGGUAUCUUGGCCGUGGUGUGCUGUACCAGCUCUGCUCUGACCUUACUGCUCCCAGAAACAAAAGACGUCAGACUGCCAGAUCUUGUACGCAACGCUGAAGAACAACACGGGAUCGAUCCUGUGGUCCCGACACCAUCCGAGCCCGUACCAUAAAUGCCUAUUGCAUAUAACCGCGGCUACUUUAUCUUUUUUGUAUGCACUAUCUGUAAGAGAAAAGUACGAGCAUCAUCAAGCAAUAUUAUAUAACAUGGUUUCAGUUGAACCAGAAUCUUGAUGGCUGUGCUGCCUUCUUCUAUAAAUAUAUUAUGCAUUCUACUGAA
This is a messenger RNA of Ornithodoros turicata, 3140 nucleotides long. Its product is annotated as solute carrier family 22 member 13-like. Gene Ontology annotation, molecular function: transmembrane transporter activity. NCBI's taxonomy places the organism in Eukaryota, Metazoa, Arthropoda, Arachnida, Ixodida, Argasidae. Gene Ontology annotation, biological process: transmembrane transport. The coding region runs from base 922 to 2973 and encodes 683 amino acids. The record is from RefSeq and is a predicted model, not a curated record. Gene Ontology annotation, cellular component: membrane. The transcript is spliced from 11 exons.